Oryzias latipes (Japanese medaka) is the source of this 2483-nucleotide messenger RNA. Its product is annotated as SPRY domain-containing protein 3. Lineage: Eukaryota; Metazoa; Chordata; Actinopteri; Beloniformes; Adrianichthyidae. Gene Ontology annotation, molecular function: protein binding. The record is from RefSeq and is a predicted model, not a curated record.
AAAAGGGAGUACGUAGGUUCAACGACUCAAAUCUGAUUGGUCGAGAAGGCGCAACUUCCGGUAGCACAGGUUGGACAUAAAGUGACAGACUUUCGACUCCUAAAAUUUGAAGAAAACCGAAGAACGGCGCGUCACAAGUUACUAAAAGACUGUAAUGAUUGUCAGACAUGGACGACAUCAACCGUCACUAUCGCUUCCUGAACUGGAGGAGAAGAAUGCGAGAAAUUCGUGAAGUACGAGCCGCGCGUUACCGAGAGCGGCUGAAGAGGAUGUCAAGAGACGGAGACGUACUCAGGUAUCAUGGGAAUUCCGAUGAAGUUGGCUGUUUUGUAGCAGCCAGGCCUUUGUCAAAACGGAACCGCUACUUUGAAGUGACCAUCAUGGAUACAGGAGUGAGGGGGAUGAUCGCCGUUGGUUUGGUGCCUCCGCUCUACAAACUGGACCAUCAGCCAGGCUGGCUUCCUAAUUCUGUGGCUUUUCAUGCAGAUGAUGGAAAGCUGUAUAACGGCAACACAGUAGGGCAGCAGUUUGGAGCAAAGUGCAGCACGGGUGACCGCAUCGGUUGUGGAAUAUCCCUGGACUGUGAUGAAGGACAGUUAACAGUGUUUUUCACAAAGAAUGGUGCUGAGGUCGGCAGUGUCGACAUCCCAGCAUCCCCUGAUGCUCUCUACCCUGCUGUAGGCAUGCACUCAUUAGGGGAAGAAGUGCUUUUGGACCUGAACGCAGAGUGGGGAACAGAUCAAGAUGAUGGACAAAUGAUAGUUGAUAGCCAUGAAGAGGACUGGGCCCGUCUCCAUGACAUCAAAGCGACUGGAAUGCUGCUAGAGUACGUAGGAAAAGGGAAGAGCAUUGUGGACGUGGGUUUGGCUCAGGCCCGCCGACCUCUCAACACCCGCUGCCACUAUUACGAGCUGGAGAUCGCAGAUGCUGGGGAGAAGUGUUACAUCGCCCUGGGGCUGGCUCGCAGGGAUUAUCCAAAAAACAGACAUCCAGGUUGGAGCAGAGGCUCUAUAGCUUACCACGCGGACGAUGGGAAGUUGUUUCAUGGCAGCGGGGUCGGGGACGCGUUUGGACCACGCUGCUUUGAAGGGGACAUUAUGGGCUGUGGGAUCAUGUUCCCGCGGGACUUUAACCUUGAUGCUGGAGAUGAGGGAGACGACUGGGACCUCGAUCUGGUGUCGCCACCUGCUGAAGUUCAAAAUGACUUGUACGCAAACAAUGAAGAUGAGGGCGAGGGUGAGGGAGAAGAUUUAGAGGGGAGGAAGGCCACGGUGUUUUUCACAAGAAACGGGAAGGUGGUGGGAAGGAGGGAAGUGGUUUUACCUGUCAGAGGUUUCUAUCCCACUAUCGGAAUGAUGAGCACCGGGGAGAAGGUUCGAGUGGACCUGCGCCCCCUCAGUGGCUGAAGGGGGAAGUGAUGGGAAGAUCCAAACGGUUCAUGAUACCUCCACAUCAGCUCGAAAACAUUUCCCUGACUUUGAGGUGGAGGAUGCCUCCUGAGAAACCUAAACCAAAACUCGCCAAUCCUCCGUUUGUGCCUAAGGAAGGAAUACUUUAUUAUGACCCGAUUUUAUAUUGUAAACAUUUUUAUGGACAAAUGACUAUUUUUGACAAUGUAAUGACAGUGUGAGGUUUAAUUCAAUGCCAAAAAGGGGUUUCACAAGAAAAAUGAAUGUAAACGUCUGGGCGAACUCAUCGACUCUGUUUUGUUUGAGCAGCGAUGUGAAUCCGGAAGUGACGCUCCCACCGCUGCCGCCAGCCAGGCUGCUUUCUGAGAUCAUCCCCACGGUGUGUUACUGACACUCAGUGGUGGCUGACCCUCAGACUUCCAAAGAAGCAGAGACACUCUGAAUGGGCAGAGCUUCAAUCAGGGAAAUGAGCUGCUCUGACGCUGGCUUUCAGUAAGCCUGGGUUCUUCCUCUUUUUGGAGAAACUCCUCAAAGCUUUAUGUGUUUGUUCUGUGGAAACGGUCUCGGCCAAAUAUGUGCAAUAACUUGUUAGUAAAACUGCCUUCUAGUGGCUUCUUACAUCACAAUCACCUUUUAUACUCGGUUUACCUUGAAAACGGUUGGAAUAAAAAAAGGUAGUUGAGUAUUUUUGUGGACCUGUAACCAACUGGUGAGAUAAAACGGAAGCCUUUUCUUUUCUUUUAAAUGCCAUUUGGGUUUGGUUUUACCGUCAGAGCCUGGAGGCCUUUGACCUUUGAGACAAAAACCAGCAGAACUGCAAAUAAACAAAAUAAAAACAAACCUGCAGCUUCUUUCUCUGUUGAAACACAGACCAGCCCUGCUUUGGGUUUUCAGAUGGGUUUCAAAUCUCUCAUAAGAAAUGGUAAAAAUGAUUACUUUAAAAUGUAAUGCACUGCAAACAGCAGUCCAUUUGCCUUUUUAUUCUUGAUAUCGCUUUACAUUUUUUUCCUUUAUAAAGAAUUUGUGUCCAAAUUAAAGCUUUGUUUUUGUGUUACAACUUGUUUUCUUUUUUUU